Orussus abietinus is the source of this 1559-nucleotide messenger RNA. Its product is annotated as stabilizer of axonemal microtubules 1. NCBI's taxonomy places the organism in Eukaryota, Metazoa, Arthropoda, Insecta, Hymenoptera, Orussidae. The record is from RefSeq and is a predicted model, not a curated record. Gene Ontology annotation, molecular function: microtubule binding. Gene Ontology annotation, biological process: microtubule anchoring. The transcript is spliced from 9 exons. Gene Ontology annotation, cellular component: cytoskeleton; axonemal microtubule; centriole. The coding region runs from base 99 to 1481 and encodes 460 amino acids.
AAUUGCUGUUGCUGUUGCUCGCCGCAGCCUUCUUGUUACGUGAGCCAUCGACUUUUAAUCCUUAACGGAGAGCCGUAAAACGCAAAUGUAACCGGCCGAUGCUCCCCCUGUAUCAUCCGCCUGUCCUUUUACAGAAAUACGUUCAGCCGCCCGUUGCGAAAUCCUACGCGCCUAUUCGGUAUUACCAUAAAACGGACGUGCCGAUGGAGGGGAACACUACGUACCGAUUGUCGUUUUGGGAAGGUCCUGGCGGUACCAGAGAAGCCAUCCGUCCUGAGAAUUGUCUGGCCGUGGGAGAUGGGUUCAUGUCCGACGACACCACGCACAAAUUGAGCUAUCUGGGAAACUGGUGCGUGAAGCCAGAAGACCCCAUCACUCCUUGCGACAGACAGUGGCUGGGCAGAGGACCCAUGCAGGACGUAACCACUCAGAAGCACGAUUACACGUGGAAAAUCGCUCCCAAGGAAGAACCAUACUCCCUAAGGCCGAAUCUCUAUUUUCCUUGCGCCUCGAUGUCCGACGACACGACCUACCGCCUCAGCUACUUCCAGUCCGCCUGCCGCAUCCCUGAAAAGCCAUUUAAACCCAUAAGAAGGUACGAAAGAUCGGACGUCCCCAUGGACGGCUGCACCACGUACAGACUCAGCUACUGGCCGAGUGAGCUGCCAGGAAAGGAACCUCAGCCAUGGAAUUCGAAAGUGGAGUAUCAUCCGCCCGUCGUCCCUCUCGAAGGCUGCACCACGUAUAAGCUCAGCUACUGGCCGAACCGUGAAGAGCCCAGGAAGCCCUUUAUCCUGAAAGACACGGAGAACAUCCUGAACGCCAAGUGCUGCUUCGACGACAAUACCACUUACGGGCUGAGCUACUUCGGAUGCGGCGGAGAUAAGCGCGAGCCCAUCAGACAAUCCCAGAACAUUCUCCUCUCACCUUGUCCUCUCUCCCACGACACCACUCAUCGGAUGAGCUACCUAGGCAAUUGGUGCGCCAAGCCGGAAAGGUCGAUUAUUCCUUGCACCAGGGAUCUCCUGGGAAGAGGACCCAUGCAGGACCUGACGACCCAGAAGCACGAUUUUGUCUGGAAGUGCGGAACCCCCGACUCCGAAAUCCGCCCCGAGGAUAAUCUCAGCUGCUCCCCGAUGCCCCUGGAAUGUUGUACGACGCACAGGUUGUCGUUCCUUCCGAACGACCCUUCCUCGUUGAUCAGAAACAAGCCCUACGCACCCAUUCGAAGGUACGAGUCCUCUGAUGUGCCUAUGGAGAAGGAGACGACGAUGAGGUUGAGCUACCAGCCCGUGGAACCCGCGGACCAGGUCGAAAAGCAUUGGGGCAACCACUCGCAAUAUAUCCCGCGUGUUACCCCGAUGGAGGACGACACGACCUACAACCUUAGCUACAUACUUCCUGGAACCCUGGAGCCCCUGCCACCCUGCUGUCCACCUUGCCCUCCGGCGAAUCCUUGCAUCCCUUGCGCGUCAGGGUGAGCUCUGGGGACACCUUCACAGCCACCCGGGGAUGGAAUCGACCUUGAAAAAAAAUUGCAUCCCGCGUCCUUGUCCGCG